Candida albicans SC5314 is the source of this 720-nucleotide messenger RNA. RefSeq lists its product as uncharacterized. The transcript has a single exon. The record is from RefSeq and is a predicted model, not a curated record. The coding region runs from base 1 to 720 and encodes 239 amino acids. NCBI's taxonomy places the organism in Eukaryota, Fungi, Ascomycota, Pichiomycetes, Serinales, Debaryomycetaceae.
AUGAAAAUAGUCAUCUUUACUAUUAUAACUACUGUCUUGGGAUUAGAGAUUUUGCCAUAUGUAGAGCCCACCAUGAUAGACACUGAGUUAUUAUUGACCUACAAAUCUAAUAUGGUACAAGUUGAUAAGUAUAACGAUAUUAAGACGUCAGAACUAGACAACAACAAGGUCGUUCAAGUUAUUUCGACCAGCUCAUAUAUUUUCAGUGAUGAAAUUGUGGAUAAUAUAUUUAACCAACAAUCCAAACCUGCCAAAUCAUCCACUAAAUAUAUUGAGGUAUCUUAUGAAGAUGCAAUCAGUGUAUCUCAAUCUCAAAUAUGGGCGAGGUUUAAAAAUUGUAUACCUAAUCAUUCCCAGAAUCGGGCAACUUAUAAACAAGGAUGGUCAAUUGACUUGGGAUCUGGUGGUAAUGCAAGAUUGGAUUUCAGUAAUUUUUUGGGUGGAAUUGGUCCAGCAUUUAAAAAUGAAUUAGUUGGUAGUUUCGGUAUUGGUGGAAGUUUAACUUGUGAAAUCAAUGCUGGGAAUCAUUUACAAAUUGCCGUGUUGGUGAAAAGUUUUACAGUAGAUAAAGUUAAACAACGUGAAGUCAAAUUUACAAAGUUUGGAUUGAAAAAUUCCAAAAAAAAGGGUUGGACGUUUUUCCCCAAGUUUGUAUUGUUUGACAAAAAAAGCCUUGAGAUUGCUUGUAUUACAGACCCCAAAUUCUUAGACUGCUCAUAG